AUGCGAGCCUCUCAGCCUCUCUUUUCUUUUUGCUGCCGUUCGAUUCCCUUGACAGCACUUUCGCUAUCAACGCUUGCCAUCACUCAGCUCGUGCAGCCCGUCGUCGCCAACUGCCUUCUUGCCAGCCUCAUCAGACAUUGUCAGAGACCCCUUCACGUCCACAAAACCGUUGUAGCCAGUAACCAGAGAGAUAAGAACCUCGACACUUAUUCAACGAUGGAUCUGCCUCUUACCAACCGCGAAGACCGCGAGGUUGAACCGCCGGCUUCUCCCCCAGACACCGAGAUGACCAACUCGACGCCCAAUACCGUGUUUUCACCGCCUUAUAGCCCCCAGCAGAAAGCCCGGCAGCUCAUGAAAGACACCAGAGUUGCGGCGAGGAAGAAGCUGGAUCAGCUGUCGCUGGAGGAGAAGGUCUCCCUACUCACUGCUGCAGACUUCUGGAGGACCAAGUCCAUCCCUUCCAAGUCCAUCCCUGCUGUCAAGACAUCAGAUGGCCCCAACGGUGCGCGCGGGGGCAUCUUCGUUGGCGGUACCAAGGCCGCUCUUUUCCCCUGUGGUGUCUCUCUCGCCGCGACGUGGAACAAGGAGCUGUUGUACGAAGUUGGCCAGCAUCUGGCCGAUGAGGCCAAGGCAAGAUCUGCCAACAUCCUCCUUGCGCCGACUGUCUGUAUGCACCGUCAUCCACUGGGAGGGCGCAAUUUCGAGUCUUUCUCCGAAGAUCCCCUUCUGACGGGAAAGCUGGCCGCUCAGUACAUUCGCGGGUUGCAGGAAAAGGGUGUUGCGGCAACCAUUAAGCACUUUGUUGGCAACGAGCAAGAGACACACAGACUGACAAUAGACUCGCUCAUCCAAGAGCGCCCGCUGCGCGAGAUCUACUUGCGGCCGUUUGAGAUCGCCGUCCGCGAAGCAAACCCCUGGGCUCUGAUGUCGUCCUACAACCUCGUCAAUGGUGUACACGCAGACAUGCACAAUUUGACGUUAAGGGACAUUCUUCGAGGUGAAUGGGGAUAUGACGGAACCGUUGUUUCUGACUGGGGUGGCACCAACUCCACAGCCGAAUCUAUCAUUGCCGGAUGCGACGUUGAGUUCCCUUACUCUCCGAAAUGGCGUUUCGACAAGGUGGUCAAGGCCUUGGAAGAGGGCGAGAUCCGCCAAGAGGAGAUCGACCGCGCAGCCGAGAACGUCCUCACGCUGGUCGAGCGCUUGAAGGGCGAUGACAUGUCGGCGGAGCAGCCGGAGAGGGAGGACAACCGCGCAUCAACCAGAGAACUGAUCCGCACAGCCGGGGCUGAGGGCUUGACGCUCCUCAAGAACGAGGGCGCCGUCCUCCCCCUGAACCCGAAGACGACCAAGGUCGCAGUCAUCGGUCCCAACGCCAACCGCGCCAUCGCCGGCGGUGGCGGCAGCGCCAGUCUGAACCCUUACUACCGGACGAUCCCUCUCGAGAGCAUCCGCGCCGUGGCCGAGCAGGAGGUGACGUUUGCACAAGGAUGCCACAUCUACAAGUGGCUCCCGGUCGCCUCUCCUUACUGCACGGAGAAGUCGGGCAAGCCGGGUGUCAACAUCGACUGGUAUUCCGGGGACAAGUUCGAGGGCGAGGUGGUCGUCGUGCAGAGACGGACGAACACGGACCUGUUCCUCUGGGACUCUGCUCCCCUCAGCGAGAUCGGGCCGGAGUGGUCGGCGAUCGCCACGACGUACCUCACGCCUAAGACUACCGGCAAGCACACCGUCAGCUUUAUGAGCGUCGGUCCCGGCAAGCUGUACGUCGAAGGCAAGCUGGCGCUGAACCUCUGGGACUGGACCGAGGAGGGCGAGGCCAUGUUUGACGGCUCCGUCGACUACCUGGUCGAAGUCGACAUGGAAGCUGGCAAGCCGGUGGAGCUCAAGGUCGAGAUGACUAACGAGCUGAGGCCGCUGGCCAAACAGAAGCAGUUCGGCAUCACGCACAAGUACGGAGGCUGCAGGAUUGGGUUCAAGGAGGAGGACCAGGUGGACUUUCUCCAGGAGGCCGUCGAGGCCGCCAAGGCGGCCGACGUGGCCGUCGUUAUCGUCGGUCUCGACGCUGAGUGGGAGUCCGAGGGGUACGACAGACAGACGAUGGACCUACCGUCCGACGGAAGCCAGGAUCGCCUCAUUGAGGCGGUCGUGAAGGCCAACCCCCGCACCGUCGUCGUCAAUCAAUCAGGCACCCCGGUCACAAUGCCGUGGGUUGACCAGGUGCCGGCCAUCAUCCAGGGGUGGUACCAAGGACAGGAGGCCGGAAACGCGCUCGCCGAUGUCUUGUUCGGGUUCAAAAACCCCAGCGGGAAGCUCCCGUCGACCUUUCCCAAGCGUAUCCAGGAUACGCCAGCCUAUAACAACUGGCCCGGGGAGAACCUUAAGGUCAACUACGGCGAGGGCCUGUACAUCGGCUACCGGCACUACGAGAGGGCCAAGAUCGAGCCGCUGUUCCCCUUCGGGCACGGCCUCUCCUACACGACGUUCGAGUAUGGACGGCCUUCUAUCAGCACGAAGACGCUCACGUCGCGGGGCACUGUUGAGGUCGUCUUCGCCGUCAGCAACGUCGGGGCCGUGGCCGGCGCCGAGGUCGUGCAGAUCUACGUGCGGGACGACAAGUCAAGGCUGCCGCGCCCCGAGAAGGAGCUCGUCGCGUUCGAGAAGGUGUUCCUCGAGGCCGGCGAGACGAAGCACCUCCACAUCUACCUCGACAAGUACGCCGUAGGAUACUACGACACGUCGGUGCCGGGGUGGGUGGCGGAGGAGGGCACAUUCAGGGUCCUCAUCGGCGCAUCAUCCGCCGACAUCAAACACUCGGUCCAGUUUGAAGUAAAGGAGUCAUUCAACUGGGUCUUCUAG
Colletotrichum higginsianum IMI 349063 is the source of this 2862-nucleotide messenger RNA. Its product is annotated as Beta-glucosidase. Gene Ontology annotation, molecular function: beta-glucosidase activity. Lineage: Eukaryota; Fungi; Ascomycota; Sordariomycetes; Glomerellales; Glomerellaceae. The coding region runs from base 1 to 2862 and encodes 953 amino acids. Gene Ontology annotation, biological process: glucan catabolic process. The transcript has 7 exons. The record is from RefSeq and is a predicted model, not a curated record.